Pocillopora meandrina is the source of this 1847-nucleotide messenger RNA. Lineage: Eukaryota; Metazoa; Cnidaria; Anthozoa; Scleractinia; Pocilloporidae. The record is from the annotation of a GenBank genome assembly.
AGCUCAUGUCCAAUCUUCUGACGAGCUAACGGGCAGCUAUCUCUCCUCGCAUGUGGGGCUGUUUUUGCUGUUCUCAUUCUGUAUCUUUCAAGUUUACACUAGCAACUCAUAGGAAAUAAAGAAGAGGAUAAGUAUGCAAAGAGCACCUCAGCCAAGCUGUUUUGACCGGGUUAAAGUUGGCUUCAUGAUCGGAUUUGCUAUUGGAAUGAGCUCUGCUGCGCUCUUUGGAACCUAUUCUGCGUUCAAGUAAGAUGCUAAUAUUACUACUACAACUUUUGGACCUGUAGCGUUAUAAGUACCUAAACCUAGAUUUAGAGGAAUUCUUUCACUCUAUUUUACUUGUACUUAAUUGUCAUCUGUUCAUAAGGAAAUCGCAGCCCGGUUACUGAGAUGAAAAAGGUGUCGUCUUUCGAUGCAAGUUCGUCACAGUUACACUUCGGAUAAAGUGUUUAUAUGGCAAUGUUUUAUGUAUAAAUUUCCUAAGAUCCUGGAUAGAAUCAAAAGAAACGGCUAACCACCAUACCCCUCCCAAAGUAAUGAUGAAGAUAUGUGAAUACCGAAAUGUGUCAUUUGAUGUGUCAUUUUGACGUCAAUAAAAUAGGAGGAGGGGGAGGGUUUGUGGGGUUGUACAAAUGUUAGUUAUUUUGUCUUAGGUUACAACCUGGUUAGGUAGUAAACAAAACUUUGACAUCAGUGGGCAGGCUCAAUUGCAUUGUAGCAUUUUUAUCUUACUUUUAUGACAAAGGAGAUUAUUGUGAAACAAGAUUUUAGUAACUGAAAUUGUCCAGAUGAUCAUGUUUAUAAGCAGAGGUCCUACUCAGAGUAUCACACUUUAGAUUGAUUGCUAGAAAAGUGAAAGAAACACUGCAGAAAGCUAGAAAACUUGACACUUAUUCUUUCCCUGCCAGAUAUGGACUAAGAGGAAGAGAGUUAGUCAGUAGUGUUGGCAAGAUCAUGCUUCAAGGAGGAGGAACGUUUGGAGUGUUCAUGUCUGUUGGCACAGCUAUCAGAUGUUGACUGCUAACAGAGUGGGAUUUUUUAUUCUGUAUCGAACACCAGUCAUUGCUAAGGCUAGGAUAUCAUUAUGUGAGAGAUGCUUGCAAACUUUCAACACAGUCUGUGCUGUCAAUGUUUAUAAUGAUUAGAACACUGUAUCCUGUCAUAUAUGACAUAAGUUCAGCAGAAAACUAAGGAAAAAAAGAUGAAAAUAAAAUGUUACCCAUAGAAAAGGAAAAGUCAAGUCAAAUCAUUUGUUGGUGUCAAUAUCUUAUCUGUGUCAUCUUUUCUUGAUUAAUUUUUGUUUAAAGUGUGGCAAUUGGUUGUAGUUAAAGAAUUUACUAUCUUAACUCUUUAAACCCCAAUAUCUGUGUGUAUAUUCUCCAUACUGUUCUGUAUACAUGUCCUAUAGUGCUGACAGGGAGAAUUGGUUCAACAGCGUAAAGCUUCUUUAGUUUAUGAUCAUUUCCCUCAUUCUUGUGACCCUAAUGUGUGACUCAUGGCAGAUAUUGUAUGGAGAAAUUAGGUGCUAGUCAUUCUUAGGGGCAAAAGGAUUAAUUGCAGUGGAGCUCUAGCCUUAUUUAAAGACAAUACUUUAGACCUUUUUAAUUUUUCCAAGGAAAAGUCUUGGUAUGAAAAUCAAGGUUUUCCAUUUAUUUGAAAACAAAAUUGUGACAUCUGGAAAAAAAAAUGAAUUUGGGAACUCCUACCAAAUGAAGAGGAUGGAUAAGAUUAAAUUUACUAUUCAUGGACUUAAAGCAACAGCAAUGAUUCAAAUAAAUUUCACUGUAUAUAUUGGUAUUUCAAUCUUUAUUUGCUGUUUUUGCUGUAGGAAACCUUUUGUAUGACAC